AUGUCGCUGGGCGUUGCUCUCCGGUCGGUUGUCUUCUACGUUGUCGCCUGCACACCAUGCACCAAGUUCCGCCAUCGCCAAAAAGCCCGAAAUGCCUCCAAAAAGGAACGCCUGGAAAAGGCCAUCAGGCUCGAGACGGAGCAGCCGGGCCGGUACCAGCACCCUUCACCCUUCACCACAAAUCCAUACUGGCAGGAAGAGAUUGAGAGAGGCCCAAGUCUGCCCAAGAAGUCCGCCAGCAAAAGCUCCAGCUCCCGCGGUCUCACUAGCGCUGGCCGUGACUCCUGCAGCCCCAGCGUUUCGGAACAAACCAACGUCGAAGAUAGCAGAACCAACGUUGACAGCAUGAGCAUCCUACGCGAAGAGGAAGACACCGUCCCCAGCGAUUGGAACCGCAAAAAAGGAUAUCAACGCGAAGAUGAAGAGGUAUGGGGCCAAUGGACAGCGCAGAAGUUGGUAGACGCCCUUAACAAGGCACGCAACUCGGCCGGUCGCUUGAUAGAGUCGACUCUCGGCCUUGAGAAAGAGGUUACGGACCAGGAGCGUCGUGCCUUCUACGCAACCCCCCGCAACCCUCCCGUCAAUGACUAUCACCCAGCCGUCAUCAGCAGCAGGCCUGCCAACCGAGACGGCAUCAAAUGGAUGCUUCAGCCGCCCCCACCCGCCAAAUUUAUGGAGGGGAAAACCCCCGUCAGCAGAGCUACCAGUUCCGCAAGCAAGUCGAGCGGACGUACCCUCGUCUCCGACGACCCCUUCCUCAGGAAAGUGGUCAAGGAGCAGCUGGCCAAGGAGAAGCUGGCCAAGGCACGCGCCGAACGCGCCGGCAAAGAUGCGGCCGUCCCCACCGAGUCGGAGCUGAUUGAGUCCAUCUUCCUUACUCGCACCAACCAAACCGCUACCCGCUGCCGAAGCCUGUCCUUUGAUGCCGACAUCGAAGAUAGAUCCACCGAGGCCUCAUCUAACGACUCUGGCUCCUGGGGGCCCAAAUCUACCGCCUGGGUUCCCAAAUCUCACCUUGCCCCCGUGCGCAUGCCCUACAGCAAGAAAUACUUCACCAAAGAUAACGGCAAGGAAUACGACCCGAACGACCCGAGCGAUGAAGAAUACCCUGCCAUAAACCCCGACGGUACCAUUACUUUUCAGAAGCCCAAGCUCGAGACCUUUCUUACCACGGAUGCCGGCCCUGCCGGCACCCAAGGUGGAUCGACCCAUAGGUCUCGACGCAGCAAGCUGCUGGCGAGUACGUUGGCCAAGUCCGAGACGUUCGUCAACUAUCGACGCAAGAGACUCGUCAAGCACAACAGAAAGAAGUUUAUGCUACAGUAUUUCCCUUCUGCUGUCGGCGACGACAGUGAUUACUGA
Molecule: messenger RNA, 1362 nt
Organism: Cordyceps militaris CM01
Lineage: Eukaryota; Fungi; Ascomycota; Sordariomycetes; Hypocreales; Cordycipitaceae
Exons: 2
Coding region: 1-1362 (453 amino acids)
Source: RefSeq, a predicted model, not a curated record